AUGGAAUUCCUGUUUCUACGUAUGCCGAUAGUUGGUGUAGUUGGUGUAGUUGGUGUAGUUGGUGUAGUUGGUGUAGUUGGUGUAGUUGGUGUAGUUGGUGUAGUUGGUGUAGUUGCUGAUGCUGUUGCUGAUGCUGUUGCUGAUGCUGUUGCUGAUGCUGUUGCUGAUGCUGUUGCUGAUGCUGUUGCUGAUGCUGUUGCUGAUGCUGUUGUUGUUGUAUGCUUUGUUCUAUGCUUUAAAUCUUUUCUCUCAGAAGACGCUGAAGAAGAAGCAGAAGAAGGUGGAGCUUUAUUAGAACUUAAAGCCGGAGGGGAAGAUGAGGAAGACUUUUUUCGAAAACUCUUUCUCUCCGAAGAUGAUGAUUGCUGA
This is a messenger RNA of Magnusiomyces paraingens, 369 nucleotides long. RefSeq lists its product as uncharacterized. Bases 1 to 369 code for a protein of 122 amino acids. The record is from RefSeq and is a predicted model, not a curated record. The transcript has 2 exons. Lineage: Eukaryota; Fungi; Ascomycota; Dipodascomycetes; Dipodascales; Dipodascaceae.